AUCACUCUCGUGCCACCGCACUACCUGCUCAGCUGAAAUACUGUGAUAUCAGACGAUUAAAGUGUUAAACGAACGUUACAGUCAGUGAUCGUUUUGCUUCUUCUGGAAGAUGUUUGCGUAUAUUUCUGUGCUGGUUAGUGUGUUGUUUUUGGCAACAGUGCACUGCAACAACAAUUCAUGGUUUACAAGAGAACACAUUAGAGACAUUCAUGAAAUACAAGACACAAAGGGAUUACGAUACAAGAAAGAAGCGGCAGCACAGAACACACCACCGUUUGAAAACGACAAAGAUGGUUUAUUGCCCGAGUUUCCGCACAUCGUUUCGAUUGUUCCUGAAAGGGGGCGAACUUUAUGCCUAGGCGUGUUGAUUUCAGUAAGUUUUGUACUUGCUCCUGGAAAUUGUCUUUCUUCACAAAACAACCAAUUGUUUGUAAUAAUCGACGGAGAACGAUUGAACAUCUCGAAGAAAAUUGUGCACCCUAUGUACAGUUCACGCAGCACGUUGUAUGAUAUUGGUUUGUUGAAGAUCGACAUAAAUGAUGACAUAAAAAGUAACAUUCAACCGGCAUGUCUAUGGCUGGAAGAUAAAUUAAGCUUCUCUAAGAUAACUUUAGUUGGAGCACGUGCAUCAGGGCCUUUAAAGCAGACAGCGAGUAUUAAUGUACAGAAUGCAGAAACUUGUAAACCAUACUACGAUUAUGCUUUCUCUUCUCAAGGACAGUCUCUUGUAGAUCAUCAGAUGUGUGUUUUCUAUGACUUCGAAGAACAUUGGAAGUGGAGAAUAAAGAUAAUCUACAUGGAUAUUAUUUCCGAUAACUUCAUUGUUCCUUUUGUGAUUGGAAUUCCAUCGUUUUUUGUAAUCGGCGAUUCACAAAAAUUUGAUGUUUUCGUCAAACUGUCCAAAUUCGGCGAAUGGAUUACGGAAACAAUGCGUGGAGAAGGUGAAGAAAUUUCAUUUGAGCUAACGGAAUGCAUCAAACGGCAUUCAAAUGAGCGUCGUAAAAUUAAUGGUAUGACGAAAUUCAUACCAGGCAAUACUCGCGAUUUCAUGGUAAUGAUUUACGAAAGUCCGGAUAAAUCCAAGGAAUGUGCAGGAGCAUUGAUAGAAAAAGAUAUCGUAAUCACGUUGGCACAGUGUGCAAGCAAUUUGAAGUUACAUUCUUCUAGAGUCAUGUUCUUCUCAAGGAAGACCAUUGCUAUCCGAGAUAUCAUUAUACAUCCUGACUACAUGGAAAAUUCUGUCUACAAUAAUAUCGCAAUUUUAAAGCUCGAAUCUGAGGCACCGUUUAUUCAUGCACAAUUAGAACCGUAUUAUUUUAAGGAUCAUAACGUAUUUUUGAACUGCCGUAAAAACGUCGAAUACAAUGAUUUCAGCUCCUUUUAUUACUUUUCCGUAAAUGAACUUUCCGUGCUGUUCAGUUACGAAUGUAACCCAUCUGUGGAGCAACGUAUUCGACUUUCAAAAGGGUUAUUGCCGGAACAUAUGUGCAUACGCAACGAACAAACAAUUGAUACGAAUAGCUGCGUGACAAAGCCUGGUUCACCGAUAUAUUGGGUUAAUGGCGAUACAAAUAAUUUGCUGGGGUUGUAUAUGAAUGGCGAAAAUUGUACCAUCGGAGAACAAGCCAUCAUUAUUUAUGUAUAUGCUCACAUGAAUUGGAUCGACUCGGUUAUUAACUCCAGAUAGAAUGUUUGUGUGCAGACGGUACGAUGGGUACAUGCGUUAGACAAACGAUGUGCAGACGAAUGAAAAGCGACUGGCCGAUUUUGAACAACAACAGAGAAACGUCGUUUUUUGUCCUUUGUAUAACAUAACAUAUGCUCAAAUCGUGUUUUUAUGUUUUCGGGAAAAUAUAUGUUUUUUCCAACUCUUAUAAUUUAAGUACAAUGGACAAAUAAAAAUUGAAAACAACGAUAUUCUAUUAACAUAAAUUUAAAAUAUAACAUUGUGUCGAUGCUGCGGACGAUCUACCCUGCAAUUCAACUCCAUUAAUUGCUGCGAAAUAUUUUAGAGUAAAACAAACCUCCAGAACGUCAUUAGGGGGUAGCCGUUCUUCGCUGAAGACUCCGACGGUGAUGAAGGCCGCAUCAGAUGACGAAGCGUCUUGGUCGCCCAAUUGAACAUUACUUGGACAGGCGUACGGGGGCCCAGCUCUGGAUUCGUCAUGCGAUGCCUUCUGUACUCGAAUCUACCUCAAGCUCGGCCUGGCCUUUCGAUUGGGAAUGAAACGCUGCAGUUGAUGUGUUCAAUGCCUUUAUCGUCACAGAACGUGCUGGCCACUUCUGUUUUUUUUAAAUAUCUUCUUCUUCUUUGGCUCAACAACCGAUGUCGGUCAAGGCCUGCCUGUACCCACUUGUGGGCCUGGCUUUCAGUGACUAAUUGAUUCCCCCCCCAUAGCAGGAUAGUCAGUCCUACAUAUGGCAGCGCGGUCUAUUUGGGAAUUGAACCCAUGACGGGUAUGUUGUUAAGUCGUACGAAUUGACGACUGUUUUUAAUAUCACCCUUUUAAAAUGUGUUGCCGAGAUCAACACUUACAAUUUUGCUAAGAGUAGCACUGUAGGAUAUUAGCGAAGCACCUAACGAUAAUUUUAUCUAAAAAUCAUCAUUAUGGUGGAAAAUAUUAGUUAUUUUACGUAGGGUAACUGUACCAGUUUUCGGCAGUGUACCUAUUUUCGGCAGGGUAGCUAAAAACGUGAAAUUCUGCACAAAUGCGGUAAAAAAUUUCACAAAAUACAAUUUUGUAGUGAAAGUGUACUUAUUUGAUAUUCACAUACGAAGUUUCACACCAUUUCAUUACGUAUUUUCCAAAAUAUCAAAUCAAUUGUGCUUUUUUCGGCAGCUUUGCUGUCAGCCAAUCGUUCGGCAGGUUUUGUGAUUAAGAGAAUCAGAACAGUAAAACAAUGAAAAAGUGGUGUAUAUUAUAGAUUUUAUGCUUAUUUAAUUUAUACUAACUUGUUCGGAAUUUUAAAAUCACGAUAAACAGGUUAUUUUUCAGUUUAAAUGCUGCCGAAAAUAGGUACACAGUAAAUGUUCAUUUUUGACAGCUCAAUGUUGUGGGCUCCUGCCGAAACUCGUAACAAAAACACACUUUGAAUUUGGCUGAAUAUCCAUUUUAAAAUUGAUCAGAACACUACAAUGCGUAUGUCAACACAUAAUAUGACCUUUCUUGUACCAAAUAUCACCAAUUUUACGACAAAAAAUGCACUAACUUAAGAGAAAAAUAAAUAUUUGUAAGCCAAUUCGCACCGUACGCUAUAACCAUCAAACUGUCAAUGGCUGCUCUGUUUAAACGUCGCAUCAAGAUGGCUGUAAAAACGGGCCAAAAUAAGCAACAUAAAAUUAAUAAUUAAAGUGCUUUUUAACACCAAUCUUAGGAAAGUAAGAGUGUUAAAUUGCUUUAAACAUUUUUUGUACAUAUUCACAUUGAUACAAACAUUUUCUGACCCGUAUUCGCGCUGCCGAAAAUAGGAACACAGCCUGCCGAAAACAGGAACAAACUGCCGAAAAUAGGAGCAAAAUCAAUGUUUGCAUUUUCACGAAUAUUUUUGAAAAACGGCUUUGAACCGGCAAAUAAAAAAUAUUGUAACAUACUAUGAUAGUUUAUCAACCAGAAUAACAACACUUCCAAGAAAAAUAAUAAAAAAUAUUGAUGUGUGAGCAAUUUUUGUGAAACUGCUGCAAUAGCCUGCCGAAAACUGGUACAGUUACCCUAUUCACAUAAAUAUUUACCGACAUUUUAUCGAAAAUAUGACUUUUUUCCUUACGGGAAGGAAGGAAAAGAGGGACACGUUAAGGAAAAUGGCAAAAAUCUAGUUAUGUAUAUGCAAUGCUAGGAACAUGAGAAUAUGCAUACAUUAUCUUACACUCAUGUUUUAUCAGAAAUGCGUUGAUACUUUUAUGUUUCUAUCUAUUUUUGUGUUUUUUCAUGAUUUAAAAACAUGUUUUUCUCGUGCAGUUUUGAAAUGUUCGGGUAAGACGGAUGAAGGUUUAUAGAAUUCUAUCAUAUUCUACUGCUUUCAACGACCUGGUACGUAUAUAAACCAAUUCGCGUUUCAUUCAUUGGUUAAUUAAGGAAUUGAAAGCGCCACUCAUAACACCUUGAAUAAUGCAGAAUCUAAAGUAUUAUUGAAAUAUCGCGCACAAACAGCUGACGUUGCUCGAGUUUACAGAACAACAGACUAAAAUUUCCGUUUAGGAAAUUACUACGCGAA
This is a messenger RNA of Anopheles coluzzii, 4212 nucleotides long. RefSeq lists its product as uncharacterized. The record is from RefSeq and is a predicted model, not a curated record. Gene Ontology annotation, molecular function: serine-type endopeptidase activity. Gene Ontology annotation, biological process: proteolysis. The coding region runs from base 110 to 1687 and encodes 525 amino acids. NCBI's taxonomy places the organism in Eukaryota, Metazoa, Arthropoda, Insecta, Diptera, Culicidae. The transcript is spliced from 9 exons.